CAGUAUUGCCCAUCCCUAGUCGUCUUGGAGAAGGUGCUGGUAGCCCUCUUGAACCUCAGGGAAACUGUUGCUGAUUUUUAGAUAGCCUCUGUUCUUCAGGGCGAACACAUACUACUAACUCUUCAGCUUCUCAUCAAACGUUGAAUUCUUUUACAGGAUAGCGCUCCCUGCCUGCACACGGCUACAAUCUGGAGAGAGUUUUUGUGAUAGUCUGUCAGUAAAUUACCGGAGACGGGCUGAGACUGUUCAUGCACAGUGCCCUGAAGUUAUAGGUGGCUAUAGCAGCAGCCAGAAUAUUGUUGCAGCGUUAGAUUAAACACGGUAAAUACAACACAGAUUUUUGUUUUGGGUAGGGAGAGGGCAAUAACGUUGUCGCCGCUUGCACAUUGUGUUUCGUGGCAUUUAGCACAACAAAUGCAUCGGGAGAGAAUGACCCAGUUAGAGGGAGGACCCUAAAGAUGGCAGCGAGCAGAACUGAUCUGUUUCCAAAGGUGAUGGCUCUACCAUUCAUUGUUCUCAUCUUGAGGUUUUGCAACACUCAAGCAGCUGGCAAAGGUGUGACUGUUAGUUUAGAUGCAAAGUGGCCAUCAACACCUUUAUUGUUGGAGACAAGUGAGUUUGUGGCAGAAGAAGAUGAUGAAAAGUUCUGGCAAUUUAUUGACACCGUGAAGGAAAUAACCUACAUUCAGGGAGAUUCUGAACGCAGUUAUUAUGACCUAAUUCUGAAGAAAGCUGGUCAAUUCUUGUCGGAACUGAAACUCAAUCUUCUGAAGUUUGCCCUCUCGCUGAGAGCAUAUUCUCCAGCGGUUCAAAUGUUUCAGCAGACUGCAACUGAUGAACCACCACCAAAAGGCUGCAGUAGUUUUGUAGCUGUCCAUGGGGAGCACACCUGCAAUACCAACGAAGUCAAGAAACUCCUCAAAAGAGCAGCUAAUAGGCCCAAGCCAUACUUGUUUAAAGGGGACCAUAUAUUUCCAACCAAGAAUUCUGAAGCUCCGGUUGCAAUUUUGUAUGCUGAAAUUGGAACUAAAGAAUUUUCAAAAUUCCACAAGGUUCUGUCCGAGAAAGCCAGCAAAGGAGCACUUAUUUAUGUUUUGCGGCAUUAUGUCCAGAAAACCAGUUUGAAGAAAGUCCAUCUUUCAGGAUAUGGUGUUGAACUUGCUAUUAAAAGUACAGAAUACAAAGCAGUAGAUGACACUCAUUUUGAAGGUACGAAUAAUACUGUGCUGGAAGAUGAUGAUGACAUUGAUGAAGUUCAGGGGUUCCAUUUUAGAAAAUUGAAGCAGCUAUAUCCUGAUUUAACAGGCCAGCUGAAAGAAUUAAGAAAACAUCUUAUUGAAAGCACAAAUGACAUGGCUCCGCUGAAAGUGUGGGAACUUCAAGAUCUAAGUUUUCAAGCAGCAGCUCGCAUUCUCUCUGCUCCUGUUUAUGAUGCUUUGAAGUUAAUGAGAGACUUUAGUCAGAACUUACCAACAAAAGCCAGGUCACUGACAAGAAUAGCAGUAAACCAGGGAAUACGAGAUGAAAUUGAGGCAAAUCAAAAGUUUCUUGCAGAAACUUUAGGAUUUCAACCUGGAGAUUCAGCAUUGUUUUUAAAUGGGAUGCGUAUUGAUCUGGAUACUCAUAGUCCAUUCAGUAUUCUAGAUAUCCUCAAACAGGAAGGCAAAGUUAUGGAUGGUCUUUAUAACCUUGGGAUCCAAGACAAAGAUCUAAGCAAACUUCUGAGUCUGAAUGUUCAUCCGAUGGAGGAAAGCCCGGCACUUGAUAUCCGACACUCUGCUAUAAUUUGGAUAACUGACCUGGAAAGAGACCAGAAGUACCGUUCUUGGCCAUCAAAUUAUCAAGAGUUAUUGCGGCCAACCUUCCCAGGUGUGAUACGGCAAAUUAGGCGCAACUUUUUCAAUUUGGUCAUGUUUAUUGAUCCUGCCCAGGAAGAAGCAGUUCAAUUGAUAAAACUGGCUGAGUUAUUCUAUCAACACAAUAUUCCUCUCAGAAUUGGUUUCAUUUUUGUUGUGAAUGCUGAUGAAGAGAUUGAUGGCAAUCUAGAUGCAGGCGUUGCUCUUCUGAGAGUCUUUAAUUUCAUAGCCGAAGAUUCUGAACUUUCGCAUGCCUUUUCUUCAAUAGUGGCAAUAUUCAAUCAAGUUCAAGAUGGGGAAUCACUUACUGUGGACAAUGUGGUCAGUUUUAUGAAAAAGAAGUAUCCACGAGUUGAUGUUCAGAAUAUCUUGGGUGUUGAUUCUGAGUUUGAUGACCAAAGGAAGGCAGGAGCAAGCUAUUAUAAAACCACUGGCUUGGGUUCACUACCACAGGCUGUCUUUAAUGGCAUUCACUUUAACAUAGAUGACUUGGACUCUGAAGAGCUGGAAACUAUUAUCCUUCAAAAGAUAAUGGAUGCUGCAGGGUUUUUUCAGAAGGCAGUGUUCAUGGGUCAGUUAAAUGAACACAUAGAUGUGGUCGAUUUCCUAAUGGAUCAGCCUAAUGUUGUCCACCGAAUCAAUCCUGUAAUUCUGAAUGCUGAAAGGAAGUAUCUUGAUCUUACAUCUAAGGCAGAUUUGAGCGACUGGAAUGACUUUACUACAUAUUCCUUCCUUGAUGUCCGAGACAAAAGCGCAGUCAUUGCUGAUCAGAUGAAAUACCUCACUAGAAAAGAUGAGGAUAUCAUUUAUGCAGUGACCAUCUGGAUUAUUGCUGAUUUUGACAAAUUAUCUGGGAGAAGAUUACUGCUUAAUACAAUUAAACACAUGAAAGUAAGCAGCAACAUUCGAAUUGGAGUCAUAAGUAAUCAUGCAGCUGAAAUAACAGAAAAUACAACUCCUAUUUCCAAAGCAAUCUGGGCAGUGCUUCUGACACAGAAUGGGAAUAUCGCAAGGAACUACAUAACUAAGCUGCUCAGCGAAGAAACUGCGGAUGCACUUGUGUCAGGAGCAAAAAUUAUGGAAUUUGCUGUUAAAGGAAUGGAUAAUGAUGCCUUUGAGAAGAAAUACAACACCAUAGGAGUCAACUUCCUUCGCACCCACCGAUUGUUCUGUCAAGAUGUUCUGAAGCUGUUACCUGGUCAGGAGGCAGUUGUUAGCAAUGGUCGGAUCCUGGGUGCUUUCAAUGCAAAUGAGACAUUUCAUCCUGAAGACUUCAGCCUCCUGGAAAGGAUCACCCUCAGUACAUCAUCGGAGAAGAUUAAAGCUCACAUCAAACGGAUGGGUUUGCAUUCUAAGAGUGGAAGUGAUUUGCUCAUGAAGGUAGAUGCACUUUUAUCAUCAAUGCCAAAAAUGGAAUCUCGGAAAGAUGUCAAGUUUCCUCAAGAUCAGUUGAGUGUAGUAAAAAUAAAACCUCAAGAUGGAGUCUUUUAUGAAGUGGUGGUCAUUCUUGAUCCACUAAGCAGAGAGGCACAAAGGAUGGCCCCAUUGCUAAUGGUCUUGCAUCAGGUGGUCAAUAUGAAGCUGAAAGUGUUCAUGAACUGCAGACCCAAACUCUCGGAAUUGCCUUUGAAAAGCUUUUACCGUUAUGUGCUCGAGCCGAGAUUGGUCUUCACAGCUGAUAACAAUUUGUCAGCAGGACCCAUAGCCAAAUUUCUCGAAAUGCCAGAAGUACCCUUGUUUACUCUGAACAUGAUUACACCGGAGAGUUGGUUAGUAGAAUCAGUACGUAGCCCAUAUGACUUGGACAACAUUCAUUUAGAAGAUGUUGAAGGAAUCGUGUCAGCAGAGUAUGAACUAGAGUACAUACUGCUUGAAGGGCAUUGCUUUGAUGUGACCAUGGGUCAACCUCCCAGAGGAUUACAAUUCACCCUGGGAAUGAAGCAUAACCCAGUUAUGGUGGACACUAUAGUGAUGGCUAACCUGGGUUACUUUCAGCUAAAAGCAAAUCCAGGCACUUGGUUGCUUCGAUUACGCAAAGGGAGAUCUAGCAAUAUCUACCAGAUAUUUAUGCAUGAAGGCACAGAUUCUCCCGAUGAUGCAGAUGAUGUUGCUGUAGUACUGAACAGUUUCAAAAGCAAAAUCCUCAAAGUUCAGGUGAACAAAAAGCCCGAUAAAAUAAAUGAAGAUUUGCUCAGCGAUGUGGACACAGAAGACAAGGGGAUCUGGGAGUCAAUCACAAGCUUUGCAGAAGGUUUCCGGUCUGAACAGAAAGAUGAUGUCCUAAACAUUUUCUCUGUUGCAUCAGGACAUCUUUAUGAGCGAUUUUUGAGAAUUAUGAUGCUUUCUGUGUUAAAACACACGAAAUCAACUGUCAAGUUCUGGUUUUUGAAGAAUUACCUAUCUCCUACUUUCAAAGAGUUCAUUCCAGAAAUGGCGAAUGAAUAUGGAUUCCAGUAUGAACUGGUACAGUACAAGUGGCCGAGGUGGCUCCAUCAGCAAACAGAGAAGCAGAGAAUUAUUUGGGGCUACAAGAUCCUGUUUCUUGAUGUCCUCUUCCCAUUAGCUGUUAACAAAAUUAUCUUUGUUGAUGCUGACCAGAUUGUGAGAACUGAUUUAAAAGAACUGGAGGAGUUGGAUCUAGAAGGUGCACCCUAUGGAUACACACCAUUCUGUGACAGUCGUAAAGAAAUGGAUGGUUACCGCUUCUGGAACUCAGGAUACUGGGCCUCACAUUUGGGAGGCAGAAAAUACCACAUAAGUGCUUUAUAUGUUGUGGAUUUAAAAAGGUUCAGAAAAAUAGCAGCAGGUGAUCGCCUUCGAGGUCAGUACCAAGCACUCAGUCAGGAUCCCAACAGCCUGUCCAAUCUGGAUCAGGACCUGCCCAAUAACAUGAUCCAUCAAGUGGCCAUCAAAUCCCUACCACAGGAAUGGCUUUGGUGUGAAACAUGGUGUAGUGAGGAGUCCAAAAAGAUUGCUAAAACAAUAGACCUGUGCAACAACCCUAGGACUAAAGAACCUAAGCUAAAAGCUGCUAUGCGAAUUGUUCCAGAGUGGAAUGAUUAUGAUAAUGAAAUAAAAAUGUUAUUAAAAAGAGUGGAGGGACAGAGAAGGAAUAGCCAUACAAAAUCAAAAUCCCAGUCUCAAGCUCCUGGACGAGAUGAACUCUAGCAAGUCUCUGAAAUUGUGUUGCACACUAAAUAAGUAAGAACUAUAGUUAGAACAAAACAUGUUACUUCUGUCAUAUAUAUUACUUGAGAACUUUGAUUAUGCAUAAGAGUGUACAGUGUACAUGCAAUAACAUGAUAGUUGUGUGUACUUUGAGGUAAAAAUUCCUGUUAUAUUUGUUUUUUAUAAAUUGGAAACAGCCUAAGCAUUUGCUGUGAAAUUCACAUGUCUGGUGUGUAGUCAUGGUCAAAGCUGAUAGCAGACAGCCUAAUUCCAAAAAAACAAUUAUCAGUAUUAUAAUCAUCAUUCAUUAAACUACUUGAAUUGUAAAGGUAUUCACAAAAAUUAUUUCUGACUUAUAUAUAAUUCAUAGUGUCAUUGUUUACAAAAGAAACCAAUAAUAUCAAACAAUAUGCUUUGCUUUCAACUUUGGCCUUUACUUCCUGAAAUGUACUCCUGAUGAAAUUUCAAAUAUUGGCUUUGAACCUCAACAUGGAUUAUCGUGUAUCAUGGCUUUGUCUUUGAAAAGUCAGGAUUCAUGUGUAACAAUAGAAUGAAAAGUAAAAAGUCGACUGUUCUAUGCUAUUGAGCAACUUUGUGGUGUUGUACACCAUUGUCAGAUAGAAAUUAUCAAUGCACAUACAAAUCCAUGUACAUCGAUUUCACAUCUCCAUUAACCUCUACUAUGACAUGUUGAAACUUCUGGAACAUUUAAAAUUAGGACACAAAAAUAGAAGCCUUUGUUUACUCAUUAGUAAACUUAAACUGUCAGGAAUAUCAACGUUCUCUGUUUCCAAUGUUCAUUUCUUGGACUAUCAGGCCAGGGCUCCCCAUUUACAUGAUGCAUUUCAAUUAAAUAGUCCAGUCUCGUGAGCAUUAAUGGAUUGAAUUAACACCAACAUUAGUGUGACAACAGUUAACAAAAAUCAAGAUUAUGUACAUACUAAAAGAUUUAUUUUCCCAGGAAAUUGUGGAAGAGUGUCUUUAGAUGUACUGUAAACUUUGUUUUAACUGGCACUCUCGAUAAACUGGCAAAAAUAAAAUACCUCAAUUACUGGAAGUUUACUAUAUUAUCACAACCUCCACUAUGUCCAUGUAGUCAUUUGACGAUGUGAGUGAGAAGGCUCUAUGCCCUUAAGUUAUAUUUAAGGCAAAGUUGCACUUUUAUUUCAGUGAUUUAUACUGUAACAAAAAUAUAAUGAUGAUGUGUAUACCCCUGCAUUGUUUCUAUUAUUUAGCGUGUGCUUUUACAUGAGGUGGACCUCUUGAUCAACUGGUACACUCCGGGUCACUUAUCUGCUAGUUAAUUUGCUAAUGCAGGGCUUCCCAAAGUGGGGCUAGGUGAUGUUGCAAGCUAAAAUUUUGAUAUCAUGCACUAUAAGGCAACCAUGACACAUACUAAAUGUCAAAAUAGGAUCACAUUGGGGGAAAUAGUGGCUUUGUUUAAACAUGCAACAGGAAUGUCAUUCAGGCUGAAGCUCGUUGCCAUAACUUUGGCAGAAUUUUUAUUGACAGUCCUGUUUUUUUAAUAGGCCAAAGUUACAGUGUUGCGGCAGGGAAAGCCUUAAGGAGAUUCAUCUUUGUGACUAAAAGUCAACAUUUAAAAGCUACAUGAUACCCAUAAUGAGCUAUUUAGCACUGUUCCAUUUAUUUCCUUUAAACUAUAUACUAUUUUAGUAUGCCUACAUGACAAGAGAAUCCAGAAAAAAGCUUUACACUUCAAAAUAUAAAUUGUGCAAAUUCGUUUUUGGUUCACUCCAGUAUCUGUUAAUUUCUCAUUACAUGAUAUGCCUUUAAAUGCUGUCCAUAACAGUAUGUUCAUUCCUUUCAAAGGUGUGGAAAACAGGAGGGUUUGUGACUAACUAUGUAUUUCCAUUUGGUAGCUAUUAAUAUGUUUUUGGAGUUUGCAUGAAUGCUGAAUACGUUUAACUUUUCUUUUGCUCCAAUUGUACAACAACACGGUUUUUGUUUUGCUCCUGGCUGUGAGCAUUGACUUCAGGGACUGACCAAAUGGUCUCCUCUUUUCUGCAAAGGAGGGAAUGUAAAGAAAAUAAUCAAGUUGGUUCUUCAUUAUCAUGGAAUCAUAUACCAUUUGGACCACUUUCCUGAUAUAGUCUUCAGCUGAAUCAUUGGACAAGUAUUUACUGGACUGGACUUUCCAAACAGCUGGCAAAAGACUUCAAACUUUACUGAGUUUUAACUCUGCAGUAUAUUUAUUUUAAACAAUUUUUCUGUCUUUUUUCACUGCUCCUGAGAUGAGUAAUAUAUCUACACUUGAUUUCCCAAGAGUGUAAAGUAGGAUUAUUAUUUGUUGGCAUACCUGAGGAAACAAAUAUCUGAAAAUUGAUGGAAGAGAAUUACAAAGAAAACUUAGUUUGCAUUUGUACAAAAUUAAUUGGACAACUGCAGAAAAUGCAUUGUCACAUUACAUCAAUGUCUAAAUAUUGUAUUUUCUAUGUUAAGCCACAUUAUAUACCCCAUAGUCAGAUUUAUAUUGAAUCACCUGUCAAUUAAUGAAUAUGUAACUGGUCUGACAUCUCAGACAUCUGUUCCUACAUAAGUAGGCCAUUCAGCUCAUCGAAUGGGCCAUUCAAUGAGAUCAUGGUAGAUCUGAUAAUCCUCAACUCCACUCUCACAGAUUCACAACUCUCCGAAGAAAUUCCCCCUCAUCUCUGUCUUAAGUGGGCAACAAUUUAUUCUGAAAUUCUGUACUCCAGUCCUAGACUCUUCCACAAGGGGAAACAAUCUUUCUGUAUCGACACUGUCAAGUCCCCCAACAAUCUUCUUCCAUCUUUUGUUUCUUACCUUGACACUGAUGUUUCACUUAUUAAAGAUGAUUUCUUCGUUUUAUACUUAUUCCAUCACAUACCCAAGUGUUUCGUUCUCAGCUUUGGUCUUGCUGCACCUGUACAUUAGUCUUUAGUAAUUUAUCAACAAGGACACCUAGGUUCCUUUGUACAUGUACAAUUUACAACCUCUUACCAUUUAAAAAAUACUCUGCUGUUAAAUUUCCAUUAAUUCCUCUAGUACAUUGUUAUUAAUAGAAACACUAAUUUCCUUCAGUUCCCCAUUCUCCCUUGCCACUUAGGUCUCUAGUCCUAGGAGAUUUCUGGUAUUUUCCUCUAUAAUAACACAAAGUAGUUAUCUGACUACCAUCCCAUCACUGUAAAAAUAUUUAUUACCCUAAGAAUAAGGAUGGACUUAUGAAGACUCAAUAAACUAUACCCAACAAUCACUUUAGAGAUUGGUUUGGUCACUAUUUACAUUCGCCAAACAUCUGUUUUCCUUGCACUUAUGACGUUACACUACUACUGGUCUCGGUACAGAUAGUCCUCUCGAUCUGCACUUUACUUUCUUUCCUGCUCAAGUCUUGUUCUGGAGACUUCAUCUCUCAGAGUAAAUCUUAUUUAAAACACAUUACUAGCUCCUAUGCCUUAAUCCCCAAAAUUUUCAGUUUCUGUCUGUUUCUCUCUUUCUCAAUCUGAGAAUUUUUCCUUUGGCUUACUUACAUUUAAAAUUCAGGGUGAUGUGCUUACAUGGAUUACUAUUAUAUUCAUUACAUAUAGUUAGCUGGCUGAUAAUUUGACAGAGAAAACAAAAAAAUGUUGGAGAUCACAGUGGGUCAAGCAGCAUCCAUGGAGAGAAAGCAAGCUAACAAUUCAAAUCUAGAUGACUUCAUCAGAGCUGACAUUAAGUGUGAAGGGAGCAGCAUUUAUACAAUAGUCAGGAAUAGGGGAGGAGUUCUGGGGAAGAAAGGAUAUUGAUAGUUCAGGUUCUUGGAUCAUUGGGACACUUUUCUAGGUGACUUGUACAAGAGGGAGGAGCUGCACCUAAACUGGAGAGAUACCAAUAUCCUUGCAGGGAGAUUUGCUAGUGCUGCUCAGGAGGAUUCAAACUACAGUGGCAAGGGGCUGGGAACAAGAGCAGCAGAUCAGCCAUUGGAGAGAUGGAGGGGAAGGUGCAUGUUACAACUAGUAAAUCAGGAAAAUAAAGACUGGCAGAGACAGGUAAAUGAACAUGAUAGUACUAAUAGGCUGAAGUGUGUUUAUUUCAACACAGGGAGUAUUAUAAGUGAGGCAGAUGAGCUUAGAGCCUGGAUCAGCACAUAGGACUAUGAUGUUCUGGCCAUUACAGAGAUUUGGUUAAGAGAGAGAGAGACAGGAUUGGCUGCUGAACAUUCCAGGGUUUCGUUGUUUUAGACGAGUUAGAGAAGGUAAAACAGGUGGAGGAGUUGCAUUACUAAUCAGGGAGAAUGUUACAUCUGCACUCAGAGAGGACAUAUUGGAGGCUCAUCCACUGAGGCAAUAUUGGUAAAGCUUAAAAAUAAGAUGUGUGCAGUCAUUCCGAUUGGAUUACAGUAUAGGGCCCCCCAACAAUCAAUGAGAUAUUGAGGAGCAAACGGAUUGUGGAAAGAUACCAUAAAAACAGAGUUGUCAUAAUGGGUGACUUUAAUUUCUCCAAUAUUAACUGGGCUUCCCUUAGAGCAAGAGGCUUAGAUAGGGCAGAAUUUGUUAAGUACAUCCAAGAGGGUUUCUUGAAACAAUAUAUGGAUAGUCAAAGUAGAGGGGCAAUACUGGAACUUGUAUUCAUUAAUCAACCCAGCCAAGUGACGGAGCUUUCAGUGGCAGAGCAUUUUGGAAACAGUGAUCACAACUCAAAUUGUAAGAUAGCUAUGAAUAAGGAUAAGUCAGAACCCUGUGCCAGUAUAUAAAAUUGGGGACGGUAAAUUACAUUAGUAUUAAGCAGGAGUUAGGGAGUGUUAAAUAGGAGGAACAGUUAUCAGAUGAGUCCACAUUUGACAUGUGGGAAUUGUUUAAAGACCUGCUGAUGAGAGUUCAGGACUGGCAUGUUCCAGUAAGGAGCAAGGAUAAGAAUGGCAAGGUAAGGGACCCUUGGAUAACAAGGGAGGUUGGGAGUUUAGUCAAAAGGGAUAAAACAGCAUACGUAAGGUUCAGAAAGCUAAAAUUGGACAGGGCCCAUGAGGAACAUAAAGAAAGCAGGAAAGAACUCAAGCAGGGAAUUAGGAGAACAAGAAGGGGCCAUGAAAUAACCUUGGCAGAUAGGGUUAAAGGGAAUCCCAAGAUAUUCUGUACAUACAUUAAAAACAAGAGGAUAACUAGUGUUACGAAGGGGAGGUCGACUCUUCUUUGAUAAUUAAAACUGAAACAUCCAGAGAAGAUCGCCUCACCUCAUAAUCUGAAUAAAAAAGUUGUGACAUGGGUAUAAUCUGCCUCUCAACUCCCAAUCUAUUAUAAAGAGGUGGUUAAAUGAAAUGAAAUCCUUUCACUCACUCUACAAUUAACAACUAGCUAUUUAUUUAUUCAAUUCUAACUGUAAACAAUUCAACAUAAUUACUAUCAAACAGAAUAAAUCUCUUCUAACUGCUUCCUAUUCCCUUACUGAACUACAUUUUAAUAGAUAUGCUAUUUCAAUAACAUAGGUCCCACUUAUAUAAAUCCAAUUAAUAAGAAUAAAUUAAAACUUAAUCUCUCCAAGUUCGCACAGUCUGUGUCUUCUCUGCUUUAUCUCCAAUCUUCCUUCUGCUGAUUUGAUGUCACAGAUGUCUUUCUUCUGAUGAUUCUUCUGUGAGGAUUUUGAGCUGAAAAUAAUGUGAUACCUUUGAUGGAACGUUUUAGAAAGCUUAAAGAUUUCUGUAAAAAGCCCAAUAUUUGUUCUUCAGAUAACAGUUGGCUCUGUGUUCAAAUAGCAGGUAGCUGUCUGCCGAUUUUCAAAAUUCCCGGUUGUAUAUAUCCCCCCAUGCCACAUUAGAAAGCUAAACAAAUUGUAAGAAUUUAAAGUAAAAACAACCCAUUUUAAAUUCAAUUGGUCCUGCAUCUACAAGUGUAUUUUUAAAUUAAUUCGCUGAAUUUAAACUGUUGUCUGAGUAAAAUGCUACUUGGAACUACUAAUUGAAAAGUC
Molecule: messenger RNA, 10940 nt
Organism: Chiloscyllium plagiosum (whitespotted bambooshark)
Lineage: Eukaryota; Metazoa; Chordata; Chondrichthyes; Orectolobiformes; Hemiscylliidae
Gene: uggt2
Product: UDP-glucose glycoprotein glucosyltransferase 2
Biological process (GO): ERAD pathway
Cellular component (GO): endoplasmic reticulum
Molecular function (GO): UDP-glucose:glycoprotein glucosyltransferase activity
Source: RefSeq, a predicted model, not a curated record